AUGAAUAAAAAUAAAAGAACAUAUGUACCUUAUUCGGCUAGCCGAAGGCUAAGCCGAUCUUACAUGACCCCAACUUACCAAAAUGUAACAAUCACCUGGUAUCGUUCAUCAAUAAUGUUGAUGGUCUAUCCGUCUCAUACAUUGUCCACAUUUUUGACACCAUUAAAUCUAGAACGAUGGUCUAGUGCUACAUAUAGUUGAUGA
Micromonas commoda is the source of this 204-nucleotide messenger RNA. RefSeq lists its product with no specific name. Lineage: Eukaryota; Viridiplantae; Chlorophyta; Mamiellophyceae; Mamiellales; Mamiellaceae. Bases 1 to 201 code for a protein of 66 amino acids. The record is from RefSeq and is a predicted model, not a curated record. The transcript has a single exon.